Panicum hallii is the source of this 1167-nucleotide messenger RNA. Its product is annotated as growth-regulating factor 2-like. The transcript is spliced from 3 exons. Bases 64 to 1041 code for a protein of 325 amino acids. Gene Ontology annotation, molecular function: ATP binding. The record is from RefSeq and is a predicted model, not a curated record. Lineage: Eukaryota; Viridiplantae; Streptophyta; Magnoliopsida; Poales; Poaceae. Gene Ontology annotation, cellular component: nucleus. Gene Ontology annotation, biological process: DNA-templated transcription; developmental process; regulation of DNA-templated transcription.
UCCUCCGUUCAGCGCCGCCGGGCUGCGUUGCGAGCUGCGCCUGGUGUUUGAAACUUUGAGGAGAUGAUGCUGAGCGGGCACGGCGGCGGCGGCGGGAGGCGCCUGUUCACGGCGUCGCAGUGGCAGGAGCUGGAGCACCAGGCGCUCAUCUACAAGUACAUGGCGUCCGGCGCGCCCGUGCCGCACGACCUCGUCCUGCCGCUCCGCCUCGCCACCGGCGUCGACACGGCCCCCUCCCUCGCCUUCCCACCCCAGACCUCGCCGUCCCUGGGGUACUGGGGCUGCUACGGGGCGGGCGCGCCGUUCGGGCGCAAGGCGGAGGACCCGGAGCCCGGGCGGUGCCGGCGGACGGACGGCAAGAAGUGGCGCUGCUCCAGGGAGGCACACGGCGACUCCAAGUACUGCGAGAAGCACAUCCACCGCGGCAAGAGCCGUUCAAGAAAGCCUGUGGAAGCGGUGGCAUCCUCCGCCACCUCCCCCGCCGCCGCCGGCUACCGCCCGUCCGCGCUCUCCAUCUCGCCGCCCCGCGCGCCCGACGCCGCGCCCGGCUUCGGCCACCACCACCACCAGCAACCCCAUCACGGCGCCUCCUCCGCUCGCGCCCCCGUGCACCAGGCCGCCGCGGGGGCCCCUCUCCAGCUCCACCUCGACGCCAGCCUCCACGCGGCGUCGCCGCCGCCGUCCUACCACAGGUACGCGCACGCGUACUACGCGCCGCCGCCGUCGCUCUUCCCGGGGGGCUACGGCCACUCGCAGUCCAAGGAGCUUCAGGACGCGGAGCUGAGGCGGCGGCACUACCUCGCGCUCGGGGCCGACCUGAGCCUCGACAAGCCGCCUGCCGCCGGCGGCGGUGGCGGCGGCCAGGACUCCGCCGCCGCCACGGAGAAGCCGCUUCGGCGCUUCUUCGACGAGUGGCCGCGGGAGGGCGGCGACGCGAGGCCGUGGACGGUGGGGGCGGAGGACGCGACGCAGCUCUCCAUCUCCAUCCCCGCGGCUUCCCCGGCCGACCUCGCCGCCGCUCGAUACCACAACGGGGAGUGAUCGGUGCGUUCCAUAGCUGCGAGUGUGCACCAAAAACAGCGAGGAUUGAUCGGUGCAUGCCGCCUCUGCGUGCUCCCGUGCUCAGCAUGGAGAAGGGCACGCUGCGCAGCUCGGUCUGAAUCCGAA